Musa acuminata subsp. malaccensis (wild Malaysian banana) is the source of this 3536-nucleotide messenger RNA. RefSeq names its product villin-2. Gene Ontology annotation, molecular function: actin filament binding. The record is from RefSeq and is a predicted model, not a curated record. Gene Ontology annotation, biological process: cytoskeleton organization; actin filament severing. NCBI's taxonomy places the organism in Eukaryota, Viridiplantae, Streptophyta, Magnoliopsida, Zingiberales, Musaceae.
CCUCCUCCUCUCUCUCUCCCUCUCUCGUCGAUGCCCAUUGCUUCCCCACCUCUCACGGAUCUUCUCAGGUUAGCCGAUCUUUCCGCCACUCCCCUCUCCGCUCUUAUAUCUCGAUUCCACCUCGGGUGGAUCGAUCUCGUCGCCGUUGGCGUCAGGCGCUCCGUCGCUCCUCUCCGCACGCAAGUCUCUCGCUCUUCUUCUUUCCCUUGGAGCAAUCUCAACCUUCUCAUCAGUGUCUUUGUUGCAUAAUUGACUGUUCCAAGCACAUUUUGAUAUUGUGAAGGCAUAAUUUCUUUGUGUUUAUUAUAGAAGGCCUUUCAAAUGCACAAUGUCUAGUUCUACAAAAUAUGUUGAUCCUGCAUUCCAGGGAGUUGGACAAAAAGUAGGAACAGAGAUCUGGCGGAUUGAGAACUUCCAACCAGUGCCUUUACCGAAGACUGAUUAUGGUAAAUUCUACUCUGGAGAUUCAUACAUAAUCUUACAGACGACUUCUGGCAAAGGUGGUGCUUACCUUCAUGACAUUCACUUCUGGAUUGGAAGAGAGUCAACCCAAGAUGAAGCUGGGACUGCUGCAAUCAAGACAGUUGAACUUGAUGCAGUUCUUGGAGGUCGUGCUGUCCAGCACAGGGAACUUCAAGGCUAUGAAUCUGAUAAGUUUUUGUCAUACUUCAAGCCUUGCAUUAUACCUUUGGAAGGAGGAUUUGCUUCUGGAUUCAAAAAGCCCGAAGAGGAAGUUUUUGAAACACGGCUAUAUGUUUGUAGAGGAAAACGUGUUGUUAGAAUGAAGCAGGUUCCAUUUGCUCGGUCAUCACUGAAUCAUGAUGAUGUGUUUAUCUUGGAUACUGAGAUGAAAAUAUAUCAAUUCAAUGGUGCUAACUCCAAUAUCCAAGAAAGAGCUAAAGCUUUAGAAGUAGUACAAUAUUUGAAGGACAAGUACCAUGAAGGAACAUGUGAUGUUGCAAUUAUUGAUGAUGGGAAGCUCCAAGCUGAGUCAGACUCCGGUGAAUUCUGGGUCCUUUUUGGUGGCUUUGCACCAAUUGGCAAAAAGGUAGUCAAUGAAGAUGAUGUUGUCUUAGAAAUGGCUCCUGCAAAAUUUUACAGUAUCAAUGAUGGUCAGUUGAAGUUGGAAGAGAACACACUCUCUAAAGCAACUUUGGAGAACAAUAAAUGCUAUUUGCUAGAUUGUGGGGCUGAGAUAUUUAUUUGGGUUGGCCGUGUUACACAAAUUGAAGAGAGAAAAGCUGCCAGUAAAGCUGCUGAGGACUUCAUCAUCAGUCAAAACAGACCCAAAACAACGCAUGUUACUCAAGUUAUUCAAGGUUAUGAAACACAUGCAUUUAAAUCCAACUUUGAAUCAUGGCCUGCUAGUACAGUGACAGGAAAUUCAGGUGGAGAGGAAGGACGAGGAAAAGUUGCAGCUUUGAUAAAGCAGAAAGGUGUUGAUUUCAAGGGAAUCACAAAAGGCUCUCCGCAAAAUGAAGAAGUUCCUCCCUUGCUUGAAGGCAGUGGAAAACUUGAGGUAUGGCGCAUUGAUGAUGGUGCCAAGAAUCAAGUUCCAAAAGAAGAGAUUGGUAAAUUCUAUAGCGGAGAUUGUUAUAUUGUGCUCUAUACAUAUCAUUCUGGUGAGAGGAAAGAGGACUACUUCUUAACCUCUUGGAUGGGAAAGGAUAGCAUUCAGGAUGAUCAAAUUAUGGCUACUCAGUUGGCUACUACUAUGUGGACUUCCCUAAAAGGAAGACCAGUGCAGGGUCGCAUUUUUCAAGGGAAGGAACCACCACAAUUUGUUGCACUCUUUCAGCCUCUGGUUCUUUUGAAGGGUGGAAUUAGUUCCGGUUAUAAGACGUUCAUUGCAGAGAAGAAUCAGAAUGAUGAAACUUAUACUUCUGAUGGCAUUGCACUAAUCCAAGUAUCUGGUACAUCAGUCCACAACAAUAAAGCAGUUCAAGUUGAUGCGGUGGCAACAUCAUUAUGUUCCACUGAUUGUUUUAUUUUGCAAUCUGGGAAUUCACUAUUCAUAUGGAAUGGAAGUUCAAGUACACAUGAACAUCAACAUUGGGCUGCAAAAAUUGCAGAAUUUUUAAAGCCAGGUGUCACACUGAAGUAUGUCAAGGAGGGAACAGAAAGCUCUGCUUUCUGGUUUGCUCUUGGUGGGAAGCAAAGUUUUACCAGCAAAAAGAUCACGCAAGAUGUUGUUAGAGAUCCUCACUUGUAUACAUUUUCACUUAAGAAAGGAAAGAUAGAGGUGUUUGAAGUGUUCAAUUAUUCUCAAGACGAUAUGUUAACUGAAGACAUGUUGCUACUUGACAGCCAUGCUGAGGUCUUCGUAUGGAUUGGACAUUCUGUGGAUCCCAACGAGAAGCAAAAGGCAUUUGAUAUAGGACAGAAAUACAUAGAGCUUGCAGUGCUGCUAGAAGGUUUAUCCCCAAAUGUACCACUUUAUAGAAUCACGGAGGGUAAUGAACCAUGUUUCUUUACAACAUAUUUCUCUUGGGACAGUGCAAAGGCUGUGGUUCAAGGAAAUUCUUUCCAGAAGAAACUAUCGUACCUAUUUGGGGCUGCCAUGCUUGCUUCAGAGUCUAAAGAUAAAUCUGUCAGUGCGGAUCAUGAUGGACCCACUCAAAGGGCAUCAGCCCUUGCAGCACUUUCAUCUGCAUUUAAUCCAUCUUCAAAUGCCAAAGCUACAGCACCGAGGCCUUCACGAUCAGGCCAAGGGUCACAGCGAGCAGCUGCAGUUGCUGCACUAUCUUCAGUUUUAACGGCUGAGCAAAAAAGGGGAGAAUCAGAAACCUCUACAACAAGAUUCAGCAGAAGCCCUUCCCCUGGUCCACGUGUGACUGUUAAUGAUUCCACCAAGACUGAAAGUGCAAGCUCAGAAUCUGAGCAACCUCUUGAGCUUUUAGCAGAGAAGGAAGCCAUAGAAGGAGAUGGAUCUGCGUCAGAAAGCAAUGAUGAAGAUUCUGAGGUGACAGAGGAACCAAAGAUAGAUGAAAAUGGGGCUGAAAGUACAUACAGUUAUGAGUGCUUGAAAGUCAAGUCCAGCAAUCCUGUCACAGGAAUCGAUUACAAACGAAGAGAGGCCUACUUAUCGGAUGCCGAAUUCCAGACAGUCCUGGGCAUGACUAGGGAGACAUUUUAUCAACAACCCAAGUGGAAGCAGGACAUGCAGAAAAGAAAGGUGGAUCUCUUCUAAGCUUUUGAAGUCUGGAGUCACAGAACCUAUCCCAUUCGUUCUACUUUCAUACUAUGCUUAGUUAUCCGCUUGCUCUGUUCUUCUCCGGCAUUUGGUUCUCUGUUGUUUCGUAGUCACUUCAUGAAUGUUACAGUUUGCUAUUUGUUGACGAGCAAUGCAUUUGUUUUGGGGUAAGUUUAAAGGUCAGUAGGCAUUCUUUUAUUCGUAGCAACCAUCCAAGUUUGGCUGCUCAAAUAUAUAAUUUGUUUGUUCCUGUAAAGGUCCAUAUGUACUUAUUUUGUGCCUGAUAAAUAUGGACUCUGUAUUAAGACUCUCAAGCACACUAUUAUAACAAGACUCUUUUUAA